Messenger RNA from Coprinopsis cinerea okayama7#130, 348 nucleotides. RefSeq lists its product as hypothetical. Gene Ontology annotation, biological process: mitochondrial electron transport, NADH to ubiquinone. The record is from RefSeq and is a predicted model, not a curated record. Lineage: Eukaryota; Fungi; Basidiomycota; Agaricomycetes; Agaricales; Psathyrellaceae. The transcript has 5 exons. Bases 1 to 348 code for a protein of 115 amino acids.
AUGACCUUCUCUGUGGCCCACAGGCGCCAUGUCCAAUCCCUCUACAGGCGAUACUUGAAGACUGCACUCGACUGGACCGUCAGACGUGACCUCUGGAGACCGCAGGCGCUCAGCAUCAGAGCCGAGUUCGAGAAGAACCGCCAUGUAACCGACCCUCGCGCGUUGGCGCAGAUUCUUCAGGCCGCAGAAGAGCGACUGGCCAUCUUCAAACACCCCGACCCUUAUAUCUGCCCUACCGCACCUGGUGGAACAAAAUGGCAAGUUGUGGAACGCAACACCCCACCAACGCUUGGUCCCAUUUACGACCACGAUGCGGCCAACAAAGAGGCAGCUGCUCACGACCAUUAG